AUGACGUCGCUUGCGCUAAAAAUAUCUCGCGUAGCCCCUUCAUUGGGCAGACUCGCCCGCGCCACGCCUCGUGUGACGCCCGCAUGCACGCUGGCCGCCACCAGGACGGCAGCACCCUGCAUGCAGCCUGCGCGUGACGGGCCAGCCACACGAACCUUCCACACCACCACAUCCAAGCUUGCUCCCGGCGAGCCCAUCGUCAACAGCCCCUCGGUGCUGCCCGAGUUCAGCCUGCGCGGCAAAGUCAUAGUCGUCUCGGGCGGCGCGCAAGGGCUCGGUCUCGUGCAGGCCGAGGCGUUGCUCGAAGCCGGCGCCGUAGUGCACAUCUGGGACCGGCAGCCGGAGCCGGGGCCCGGCACCAACUACGAGAAAGUAGAGCGCAGAGCGAGGAGGGAGCUGGGGACCUCGCUGACGUACCACCAGGUCGACGUGCUGACGGGCGCGGAGGAGCUCCAUAAGAUCACCGAGGGGAUCGUGGCGAAGGAGGGGCAUAUUGAUGGGCUGAUCGCGGCGGCGGGCAUCCAGCAGGAGACGCCGGCGCUGGACUAUACCGCGGAGGACUCGAACCGCAUGUUGGGUGUCAAUGUCACGGGCGCGCUGAUGACGGCGCAGGCGGUGGCGAAACACAUGUAUCAGAAUGAUACGCCCGGGAGCAUAGUGCUGAUCGCCAGUAUGAGCGGCACUGUUGCGAACCGCGGGUUGAUCUGCCCCGUCUACAACGCCUCCAAAGCCGCCGUCCUGCAGCUAGGGCGCAACCUAGCGAUGGAGUGGGGCAUCAAGAACAUCCGGGUGAACACGAUCUCGCCGGGGUACAUCGUGACGGAGAUGGUGCAGAAGCUGUUCGAGCGGUUUCCCGACCGCGCCGUCGAGUGGCCCAAGCAGAACAUGCUGAACAAGCUCAGCAAGCCCGAGGACUACCGCGGCGCCGCGGUCUUCCUGCUCAGUGACGCGAGCCGCUUCAUGACGGGCGCGGAUUUGAGGAUUGAUGGCGGGCAUUCUGCUUGGUAA
Hypoxylon fragiforme is the source of this 1008-nucleotide messenger RNA. RefSeq names its product putative 5-keto-D-gluconate 5-reductase. The transcript is spliced from 2 exons. The coding region runs from base 1 to 1008 and encodes 335 amino acids. Gene Ontology annotation, cellular component: intracellular anatomical structure. Gene Ontology annotation, molecular function: oxidoreductase activity, acting on NAD(P)H, oxygen as acceptor. The record is from RefSeq and is a predicted model, not a curated record. Lineage: Eukaryota; Fungi; Ascomycota; Sordariomycetes; Xylariales; Hypoxylaceae.